CAGAUCCGCAGCGUUCAUUCGCUUCCUCUUUUCUCUUUCCGGGUCCAGCGAGAGCUCCCAGAGGGGUGGUAGAUCUAAAGAUCCCCAAGCCACUCCCAUGGAGGUCGAGAAGAGGAACCCGGGAGCCGUGGAGGAGGAGGAGGCCAUCAUGGCCUCCGGUCUCCUUCCCCUCGCCGGCGCUUCUCAGCAACCUUACGUCUCCGAACUCCUCUCCUUCACCCUCGAUCGCCUCCACAAGGAGCCGGAGCUCCUCCGUGUGGAUGCCGAGCGAAUUCGGAGGCAAAUGCAAGAAGUGGCCGUCGGUAAUUACCGGGGCUUCAUCGCCGCGGCUGAUUCCCUCUCCUUCAUCCGGGGGCAGCUCACCGACUUCGACAAGCAUCUCGAGUCCCUGAUAAUGGAGAUUCCAAAUCUUACAUCUGGUUGUACUGAAUUUAUUGAAUCUGCACAGCAAAUUUUGGAGGAGAGAAAGCUUAAUCAGACAUUACUUGCCAAUCACAGUACUUUGCUUGACCUGCUUGAAAUUCCACAGCUAAUGGACACAUGUAUUAGGAAUGGUAAUUAUGAUGAGGCCCUUGAUUUAGAAGCUUUUGUUCAAAAACUGUCAAAUAUGCAUGCUGAGUUACCUGUCAUUCAGGCACUAGCUAUAGGAGUCAGGAAGACAACGCAAUCUCUACUUUCUCAGCUUCUUCAGAAACUUCGAUCUAAUAUUCAGCUGCCUGAGUGUCUACGUAUUGUUGCACAUUUGCGGCGUAUGGGAGUAUUCAGUGAAUCUGAAUUGCGUUUACAGUUCUUAAGAUGCAGAGAGGCGUGGCUUUCAGGCAUUCUUGACGACUUGGACCGGAGGAAUGUUUAUGAAUAUUUGAAAGGAAUGGUAAAUUGCCACAGGAUGAAUCUGUUUGAUGUUGUUAAUCAAUACAGAGCAAUAUUCAACAAUGAUAAAUCUGGGAGCGAGGAGAAUUAUGAUGGUGGACUUCUUUUUAGUUGGGCUAUGCAUCAAAUUAAAAAUCACCUUUGCACUCUGGAGGUUAUGCUUCCCAAGAUCACUGAUGGUGGAUCACUGUCAAAUAUACUUGAUCAGUGCAUGUAUUGUGCGAUGGGUCUUGGCUUGGUUGGAUUGGAUUUUCGAGGCUUGCUUCCACUACUUUUUGAAGAUGCAGUUGUUAACUUAUUCUCAAAGAAUAUGAACAUAGCAGUUGAAAAUUUUCAGAUUGUCCUAGAUUCACAUCGCUGGGUUCCCUUGCCAUCUGUUGGCUUUGCAACCAAUGGAGUGAUUAAUGAAAGCCAUGAUGAUGUGACUCCACCUUCUGUUCUAAUGGAGCAUCCUCCUAUUGCUGUGUUUGUUAAUGGUAUUUCAGCAGCUAUGAAUGAAUUACGGCCUUGUGCCCCGUUGAGUCUAAAGCAUGUUCUGGCUCAGGAGGUUGUCAAGGGACUACAGGCUGUUUCUGACUCUCUAGUUAGAUAUAAUGCUAUUCGGGUGCUCCGUGGGAAUGAAUCUACUCUUUUCCGUUCACUCUGUCAAGCAUUCAUCGAGGUUGCCUAUCCUUAUUGUGCAACUUGCUUCGGUCGCUGCUAUCCUAAUGGAGCAACCUUGAUCAUAGAAUGUAGGAGUAUGUUUGAUGGCGUCAGCCAACUGUUGACGACCUCCCCUGUUAAAGCACUUAAAAACUCUGUAGAUAAUGCAGAAGUGAAGCAAACAACUGAAAAUGGUGGUGCUUUGGUGGUUGAAAAUGGAAGUCCAGCCGAUGGGCAAGACUCUACUGUUGCUAAUACAGAUCAAAAUGACACAGGGCCAGUGCAGGCAGAAACGCAAAGCAGUGUAUAGUUGCUCCUGCUUGAUCUGCUAAUAUCUGCAUAGAGCUGUAUGAGUUUUCGAUCAUGUUCUUCUGCCUGUGUUUCCCUUUGCAUUGGAUUUCUUCAAAGCGGAUUGAGCUAUACUAUCAGAGAUUAAUGUGGCUUUUUCGCUGAAGUCAGCAUGAUAGAUAUCGACAGGGUGAGUGCUAUCUAGUCAGGUCAGCAUUAUGAUUCUGUCCUUCAGAGUUUGAUUAUCGAUGCACUGCUUCCACAGACUCGCCAUCACAUUAGUCAUGGAUUAUACAGGCUUCUUUUUUGGUUAUCAAUUAGUUAUUUAUUCAGAUAUAAUUGCUAGCUUUGUAUGGCAUACUCAAGCAGUGCAUUGUGAUCUUAUUUGAUAGCAAUGUAUAAUUUCCGAAUGACACAUCAAAUGAAAUUCCAAGUGCAUCAUCAAAGAAGUUCUCUGUUGAUUUUUUGAUUA
This is a messenger RNA of Phoenix dactylifera (date palm), 2272 nucleotides long. RefSeq names its product conserved oligomeric Golgi complex subunit 8-like. Lineage: Eukaryota; Viridiplantae; Streptophyta; Magnoliopsida; Arecales; Arecaceae. Gene Ontology annotation, cellular component: COG complex. The record is from RefSeq and is a predicted model, not a curated record. Gene Ontology annotation, biological process: intra-Golgi vesicle-mediated transport.